This is a messenger RNA of Orbicella faveolata, 4483 nucleotides long. RefSeq names its product adenosine receptor A3-like. Gene Ontology annotation, molecular function: G protein-coupled receptor activity. Lineage: Eukaryota; Metazoa; Cnidaria; Anthozoa; Scleractinia; Merulinidae. The record is from RefSeq and is a predicted model, not a curated record. Gene Ontology annotation, cellular component: plasma membrane. Gene Ontology annotation, biological process: G protein-coupled receptor signaling pathway.
AAAGGGGAAUGGGACGAACCUUCUUCCCUACUCGGCCACAGCGCCCUUGUCUCGCCUUCUUCCCUACUCGGCCACGAACAUACCGCGAUUUGGCGUUCGUGAGGACUGAACACUCGUCUAAGUGACCUUUACGGAAAAAUCCGGCUGCCAGCGGUCUAUUUAUAGAUGGCAAUAGAGGCUGGAACGGAGGUGCAAUUUCCAUGUAAUCUGUGUUCCACAUCCAAAUUGAAAAACAAGCACAUGAAACUAUCCCUUUAACUUUCAUUUCACGUGCCAAGUUUUCACUUCUCAUGCAGGUGUUUUCAUUUGAAAUAACCGUCGCUUCUCCAGAAGACAUCCUGCCUCAAUUUAGGCUAAUGAAGGUUGGUUAAAUAAAUAUUCUUAAUGUUAAGACCUCGAGGAAUAUGCAAACUUUUUACUGCACCAAAUAAUUGCCCUGGUAGAAUGAGAUAAAAUCUCGCCAAGCUAAAACAUUGUGGUGGGUAUAGUGAGAAUAUCUACAUCUAAACGCAUUGUCAAGGAUAUUCUUUAGUAAUCAAGCUCGAUGUGUUAUCUAACACGGGCACUAGAAAGCAUAUCCUUAUUCUAAUUGCUAAGAACACAAGCAAUUUACAACAUUUAAGUGAAUCAGUAAUGAAAAGGCGCCUUUUCCUUUCCAAAACCUUUGUACUAAAACGACAUGUGCCAAAUGUCUUCUAUCAAACUCUGGAUGGUUUUUGUUUUCAAUUAGUUCAUGCAUAAACCGCCAGAAAUACGAUUAACACUCAUUUCUUUGUUUCAUCUAAGUGGAAAGCGAGAUAAUAUUUUCAAGCCAGUGGCAUGUCUUAAUUAAUUUUCAACACAAACUUUCCUUCAAUGAUAAGUUCGAGAACUCGACCAGUAGGCGAGAUUUCAAAGUCUAAUGUAGUAAACACUCUCGGUGAGCUUUAAUUAGUAACAAGCAGUCUUGUAAAAAACAGUUAUACCGCGCAACUGGAUAAUCAACGACAUUUAAAAUCGCCAUCUCGAUAAUAAAGCUGCAAGCUGAUCAGCUAAAAUACUUUUCGCAGUAACCUUAUUUUUUUGACCACAACACCCAGUGGCGAACAUGACUGGAGAUGGAAACUUCACAAGCAAACUGAACCAAGUACUCAGCACAUCACCAGCAAGUGCGCUUCCAGUUUUGACAGCUUUAAACAUUUUUCUAUCCAUGACCGCAUCUCUAAGCAAUGCUCUGGUCCUUAUUGCUCUUCACAAAGUCUCUUCUAUUCAUCUUCAGACGAAACUUUUCUUUCGAUGUCUGGCGGUCACUGAUCUCUGCGUUGGUCUCAUUGUGCAACCACUUGAUGUGACCUACUACUUGUCUCCUUUGACAAAGAUGUACUUGAGAACCGUGAACUAUGUUUACGAAGCUUGGUCAUCUUCAAGUAUGAUUUUAUGUGGAGUAUCCACCUUUACGCUGGCCGCUAUUAGUGUGGACAGAUUUUUCGCCCUGUUGUUGGGACUGAGAUACAGACAUGUCGUAACAUUAAGGCGAGUUCGGGUAGUUAUACUUUGUUUUUGGUUAAUUGGUGCUUCAGGCGCUGUGGUCUGGGUGUGGAGAGAAGAUACUGUUAGGCGGGAAAUCUUUGCCGUCGUAAUUCUUUCUGUACUGACUUCGAUUUUCAGUUACACGUGGAUCCACCUCAAACUACGACAUCAACAAACCCAAGUACAAAACCAUUUCCUCCGAGGGCAAACGAACGGACGAAGGACUCCACUGAGCAUGGCAAGAUAUAAAAAGUCAGCUUCUAGCACUUUGUGGGUACAGUUGGCAUUAGCUGCCUGUUAUAUUCCGCUAACCAUUGUAGCUGUGCUUGGUGUUAAUGAAAGAACAGAAGUGGUACACAAUGUAUAUGUAAAUGGAAUCGAAUACGACAUAGCCUGGUCAACGGCUUCAAGUCUAGUCCACCUUAAUUCAUCGCUGAAUUCAAUCCUGUACUGUUGGAAGAUCCGAGAAGUGAGACAACAUAUGAAAGAUACUAUCAAACAGCAGUGUAGAUCGACAUAUGGUCGCAAAAACUAAUAGAAGCGGACAAAUAACCUAAAAAAGAAGUAUAGAAAUGGGCCAAGUCUCUUCUACCACGUGCAAAACUACAAGAAUAACAAUUUUUGGAGAGGACGCCACAUCAGCCUUAGCUGGUCUAUCCUGGUCGAAUUGGAAUUUGGAGAUGUUGGUUUUUGAGGAGGGAGGAAAACUGGAGAAUCCGGAGAAAAACCUUCGGAACAAGGCAAGAACCAACAACAAACUCAACCAACAUAUAACACCGGGCCAGAAUCGAACCUGGGCUACAUUGGUGGGAAGCGAGCACUCUCACCAUGCUCUCAAAGAACUGGCAAACAAAAUACCGAAGAAAAACCUAAAAGGAAAUAGUGAUGGAAUAAAAAUAGGGAUUUAAAUACAAUAAGACACAAAAUUACACAGAGAAAAUAACGGCGCACUUUUUAUGUCACAUCUCCUAACAGGAAACAAACAAAAUGUAGUUUUGUGGAAAUUGUAAGGCUAAAAAUGUAAUAAUCAAAUUCAAAUUUAGGUUGGAUUUUGAAUGGGACAAUUUUAAUCCAUUCUUUCGUUAGACACUGAGUUGUUCAUUGCAUGGGUACGAUCCACACUUUUAUUGCAACUUGGGCCAUAUGAAAACAUUUUGGUAACCGUUAGGCUUUGAUUACAACUUUACUUAGAUCAAGUUCCACAACGAAGAAGUCAGAUAUCUCUGUAAUUCCACUGAAUUAACAAGUCAUUGAAAUGAAAUAUAUCAUGAGCGGACUAAAUAACGCUCGAUAAAAGAGCAUUCACCAAACAGAAGGUAACUACGAAAUACAGAAAAGGAGAAGUUAUAUUUUCCAUAGAAAUUUACUAUGGGCUGUUGCGAACUUCCGCUAAAUAACAGGGAAUUCGAAAUAACCUAGUUCGAAUUAGUGGGUUCCAAUUGAUAUUUAUCAACUUGAAGUUAAUAAAGGUAAUUUUACCGCCUUAGCGAGCUAGUGACGGUGAAAUUUCGAGCCUCAGCCCUUUGCUUGCUUUGCCAGUUACCUUAAAGUAGAUAAAUAGCUAGGAGAGAUGGAACGUCACCAUGGAAUCUUACCAGUUUUUAGCUCAGAUACAAUGAAAAGUCUAUCAUUCAAAUUUCCAGUGACAAAGUCCGUUAAAACACAGUUUCAAAAAAAAAAAAGCAAGAUAUAUCACUACAAAUGGCUCCUAGUUGUAUUUUGACAUUUAUUUUACUUAAAAUAAUGCAAUUUCUUUCAAAUCGCAGUUGACAUUUGCCCUUUGUGAACUUAGUUCCGAUGGAUGUACGGUUAUGAAAGAACAAAUAAAACUUCCAUUUUACUAAGUCCCUAUACCGCUGCGGGUGAUUUUGAACUAAAAUUGUUUCACCAUAUAGCGAAUAAAUGUCAUUACCCGCAUACAACAACUUUUCGCGACGUUUGGAAUUCGUGUGAAAAUGAGUGAUAAAAUUGAGCACUUUCGCUCUUAGUAUAAAUUUUCACGCUUUCAAUUUUUGCGAAAACUUCACUGAAAAUAAAAGACGUUCAGCGAAAUAAACGCUGCAUUUAUCAAGAAGAGUAUUAAUACAAUUUGAGAAUAUUCUGGACUCCACAUUAUUUUUCUUCCCGAAGUUUUCCGUCUCCGGUAAAAUCAUUGUAAAAUCUUUCUUCACAUCCCGAUUACUUAAAAUUCGCACCUCAGCGGAAUUUUGGUCUAAUGAAUGUAUUGUUUUGAAAAAGAAAUAAAACUUCCACUUUACCAUUUUUGCUUCCACUGCAAGUGUUUUUUGCUAAAAUUCUCUCUCCAGAUAGCGAACGAAGGCUGGUUAGCUUCUUAGGUGAGAUAAACGUUGCCUUCAGUUAUAAUGAAAUUUUCCGAUGCACAUGUGUGAAUAAAUUAUCACCACACAACAUAUUGCUUCUUAGUUUCGCAGGACAUACUACUCGCGAAAAAAAGAUAUCGGAAAAUAAACACCCACCAAAGAAAAGUUAAAGACUCGAAAUUUAAAAUCCUGGCUCCAGUUUUUCGAAGGCUGGAUAACGCUAGUAUCCACCAGAUAAAUCGCUAUCUGCUGGAUAAGUGUUGACAAAACAAACCAUGCUAUCUUCUAGGCAGUAAUUUAUCCGCUGGAUAGCGUUAUCCACCUUUCGAACAAACAAGGCCUGAUGUAAAACCAGUUUAUUUCCCUAAAAUUCAGUUUACAUUAUCAUCCGUCUUCCCGCUCUAUUUCUCCAAAUCAUACAACAACAAGAUGCUGACCUGUGUAAUGUACACAGCGUCGUGCUUUGUCCCAUUGGACAUUGGACAGGUUUCCGUCAAUGAAUUUAAGAUAACUGCAGAAAUUCUCGCGCGCUCAUCGGCCAAUUUUCAUUGUCAAUAAGCGGACAGACUCAUGGAAUUAUAAUUCAUGCGAUGCGUCGACGAGCGAGAGCGGACAAUUUGACAAUGAAUUUCGUCACAACAUUGUCAAAGUAG